AAUAAUUGUAUGUAAGUAAAUUGUUUGUGUUUAACUACACACUAUUAAAUUUAGCUCAAUACCGUGCCACUUUCAUAUAUUUUAUUCGUACAUUCGUACAGGGAAAUCCAAAACUGAAGAAUGAUCCUUUAAAUUAUUUUUAAUAAUAAAUCUAUGUUUAUAAUGUUUAUUUUGUAUUUGGGUGCAUUUAAUUAUCAAUUCAGUCGUAACUCGUAUUUCACCACUGUGUGACCGCCGUGUUGUGUUAUAAUCAGAUCAUCUAUUAACUUAAAAUGUCGACCGAAAAAGACUGGAAUCAAGACCAAAUUCUGAAACUUAUUGAUUUAGUACAGCAAAGUGAGAAUAUUUGGAAUCCAAGUCACAAACUAUACAGAAAUCGAAUCCGAAGGACAGAUUCAAUCAAUGAAAUUGCCAACAUCUUGGGUGUUUCACAGCAAGAAGUUGACAAAAAAUGGAAAAUUAUACAAUCCCAAUUUCGUAGGGAACAACAUAAAGUAAAUAGUAAAAAAUCCGGCGCUGGAACCGAUGAUAAUUACUCAAGUGCAUGGUAUUUGUACAAGCCAUUAAGUUUUUUGUCAGAUAGAAAUAAACCAAAACCUACUAGAGACACUUAUAAUAUACAGGUAAUAACAACAUUAUUUGAAUAAUUAUUCUAAAAACAA
Messenger RNA from Myzus persicae (green peach aphid), 662 nucleotides. RefSeq lists its product as uncharacterized. The transcript has a single exon. The record is from RefSeq and is a predicted model, not a curated record. Bases 273 to 647 code for a protein of 124 amino acids. NCBI's taxonomy places the organism in Eukaryota, Metazoa, Arthropoda, Insecta, Hemiptera, Aphididae.